Messenger RNA from Diaporthe citri, 1236 nucleotides. RefSeq lists its product as uncharacterized. The record is from RefSeq and is a predicted model, not a curated record. Bases 1 to 1236 code for a protein of 411 amino acids. Lineage: Eukaryota; Fungi; Ascomycota; Sordariomycetes; Diaporthales; Diaporthaceae. The transcript has 3 exons.
AUGGCGAAUACUAUGUUAUUGGCUGAUGUCGAAGAACCCGCCACAAUUAUAUGGACCGGAACUCUCCCCGGGUUCCCGGCACUUGUGACCUGGCUUCUGCGCCAUGAGAAAUAUCUCAACUGGAUCACAGUUGAAUCCGGAUCACUGCUCUGGGUAUCGGCAGACCCCGGCUGCGGCAAGUCAGUAUUGGCAAAAUUCCUUGUAACGCACCUACGAGAACAAGUUCCUGGAGACGAGGGACCCAGAUUGUGUGGUUACUUCUUCUUCAAAGACGACAACGAGGAGCAGCGAAGUGCCGUGUUUGCACUGCGAGCUGUGCUCCACCAGAUUUUCAGCCAAGACAGGAAGCUUCUGCAGCAUGCGUUCCACGAUUAUGAAUCCAAAGGCGCUGCGAUGGUGGAUGAUUUCGACAAUUUGUGGGCAAUACUCUUGCAGGUUGCAGUCGACCCUGCGGCAAAGGACCUGAUACUGAUCCUGGACGCCCUCGACGAGUGUGAGGCCGAUUCUCAGCGGCGACUGCUUCAAGGCCUGCGGAGGUUGUUUAGCAACGACAACAAUGCCCAACGUUUCUUCAAGAUCGUUGUUCUCAGCCGACCCAACAACGCCAUCGAGGACACUUUCACCGCGGUAGCAACCAUCCGAUUGCGUAGAGAAGACGAGCCUGCAAGCAUCAGCAACGACGUGGAGCUGGUAAUCCGCAACCAGAUUGGAGAUCUUGCUUCCACAGGUCUUCCAGCAGAGGACCUGUCUUGGCUGCAAGAAGCUCUGAUUGAGAAAGCGGACCGGACAUUCUUGUGGACGGCGUUGAUGAUUGGUCUCUUGCUGGACGCAGCCAGAGCUGGCUUCUCAAGGAAAGACCUGGAGAACCUACUGGGCGCCCGGGACAUCGACGGGAUAUACUUCAAACUUCUUUCCCGCGGCGGCACGGAGCACGAAGAGGGAGGAACGCGAAAGCUGCUGCAAGUGAUACUUGCAGCAGCCGUACCCCUAUCUCUCGACCAACUGAAUGUGGCCGUUGCCGCCGAUCCAAAGCACAGUAGCAUCAAGGACCUCAACACAGCCCUGAAGUCUGGGAUGGAGAAGUAUGUCAAGCACCGGUGCGGCAAUUUCAUCCGGAUCAUCCCUGACAACCGCAAGUCUCUGGCGCCACCAAAUUACCAUCAAAAACAGCAAUCAGGUGCUUAUGAAGAGCUGCAUUUCGAGCCUCUUGCUUAUUUCAUUGGAGGCAAAACCUAA